AUGUCUUUUGAUUCAACCGAGGAGAAAACCAGAGGGUUCUCGCACCCGAUAUACUCAUCUCACAAAUUCAAGAUGUCACAGCAACAGCAACACUAUCCUAGUCACAAUGCACCAGCACCACCUCCGUAUACUGGACAAUAUCAGCCGAUGCCACCAAACCCUCAAUAUGGAUACCCUCCCCAGCCGUAUGCCAGUCAUCCACAACCAAUGAUGGGCAAUCCCCAGUACCCUCCUCAGCCGCAUCACACCCAGAGUGCAAUGCGCUCCCUGAAAAUCGAGUUCUCCAGUUGGACAUCAAGACACCUAGCAAUCAAUGAUGUCGGGCAAGGCUCGUUGCUCUAUACGGUCGACCUACACAACCGAAACCCACAGAUGGAAUUCAAGAAUGUCGCAACGAACAAUACCAUCGCCACGGUGCAUAUGCGGUCUUUGAAGCCAGAAAUGGACAUCAAGCUCCAUGGUCGUGAUAUUCAUCUUCGCGUCCACCGCUCCAUGAAACCCGAGACAACGUAUCACUCAAUCGCGUUUCCCACCAUGUCUUUUACAUGGAAGACCACUAGUGCCUGGAAGUUCCUCAGUUUUGAAUGUGUGGACCAGAACAAGGUCACCGUUGCCAGGUUCACGCCGGCUUCUUCUUGCUCUAUGCGCAAGUUCGGUCAAUUGGACAUUCUGCUCCCGCAGGCUACCAGCGGAGCCGCUAUGGAUGAACUGAUGCUCACGGGCGUGUCCUUUAUGUAUUACCAAUAUCUAAGCCAUACGCGGAACACCACUGUCGCUGUCACUGCCUAA
This is a messenger RNA of Aspergillus oryzae RIB40, 789 nucleotides long. RefSeq lists its product as uncharacterized. The record is from RefSeq and is a predicted model, not a curated record. The coding region runs from base 1 to 789 and encodes 262 amino acids. The transcript has a single exon. NCBI's taxonomy places the organism in Eukaryota, Fungi, Ascomycota, Eurotiomycetes, Eurotiales, Aspergillaceae.